Molecule: messenger RNA, 1377 nt
Organism: Euleptes europaea (tarantolino)
Lineage: Eukaryota; Metazoa; Chordata; Lepidosauria; Squamata; Sphaerodactylidae
Gene: ACVR1C
Product: activin A receptor type 1C
Exons: 8
Coding region: 16-1353 (445 amino acids)
Biological process (GO): activin receptor signaling pathway; protein phosphorylation; cellular response to growth factor stimulus
Cellular component (GO): plasma membrane; activin receptor complex
Molecular function (GO): ATP binding; activin receptor activity, type I
Source: RefSeq, a predicted model, not a curated record
UGUUGGGCUUCUGUCAUGCUAACAAAUGGCAAACAAGAGGUGGUGAAGACUUGCCUUUCCAUCCUAGAACUGAAUGCAGAAGUCUUCUGCCAUGAUUCAAAGUCCAUCACAAGGAGGAAAUGCUGCUACACAGACUUCUGCAACAAUGUCACUAUUCACCUGCCCAUAGGUGAGGAAUCUUCAAGCAAACCGAAGCUGAGACCGGUAGAGGUAACAGUGAUUAUAACCAUACCAGUAUGCGUCUUGUCUGUAGCUAUGCUGCUGACUUUGUAUACAUAUCAAGGCCCCCACUGCAGAUUCAGGAAGAAAAAAAGGCCAAACGUUGAAGAACCGCUAUCAGAAUGCAGUCUGGUGAACCCUGGGAAAACACUCAAAGAUCUGAUUUUUGACAUGACAACCUCAGGUUCUGGAUCUGGUUUACCUCUUCUCGUCCAAAGAACUAUUGCAAGGACUAUUGUUCUUCAGGAAAUAGUAGGAAAAGGUCGAUUUGGUGAAGUCUGGCGUGGAAAAUGGUGUGGAGAAGACGUAGCUGUCAAGAUCUUUUCCUCGAGGGACGAAAGGUCUUGGUUUCGUGAGGCAGAAAUCUAUCAGACAAUUAUGCUGAGGCAUGAAAAUAUCCUUGGUUUUAUUGCUGCUGAUAACAAGGAUAAUGGAACUUGGACUCAGCUGUGGCUUGUGUCUGAAUACUACGAGCAAGGCUCUUUGUUUGACUAUUUAAAUAGCAACACCGUGACAGCUGAGGGGAUGAUUAAACUGACGUUUUCCAUUGCGAGUGGCCUCGCACAUCUUCAUAUGGAGAUUGUGGGUACACAAGGCAAGCCCGCUAUUGCACACAGAGACCUGAAAUCUAAAAACAUUUUAGUGAAAAGGAAUGAGACCUGUGCCAUAGCUGAUUUGGGGCUGGCUGUGAAGCACGACUCUGUAUUAAACACCAUUGACAUUCCUCUGAAUCCUCGAGUGGGUACAAAGAGAUACAUGGCUCCAGAAAUACUUGAUGACGCCAUGAACAUCAAUAUCUUUGAGUCGUUCAAACGGGCCGAUAUCUACGCUCUUGGUCUAGUGUACUGGGAGAUAUCACGAAGAUGCUCAGUGGGAGGAAUUGUUGAGGAAUAUCAGUUGCCUUAUCAUGACGUCGUUCCUUCUGACCCCUCCAUAGAAGAGAUGAGAAAAGUAGUCUGUGAACAAAAGCUUAGGCCAAAUAUCCCAAAUCAGUGGCAAAGCUGUGAGGCACUCAGAGUAAUGGGCCGGAUAAUGCGGGAAUGUUGGUACGCCAAUGGGGCAGCUCGCCUGACGGCACUUCGCAUUAAGAAGACCAUUUCUCAGCUCUGUGUACAAAAAGAUUCCAAAGCUUAAGUUUGCACAUGCUUCAAGAAAGGA